This is a messenger RNA of Osmia bicornis bicornis, 3705 nucleotides long. Its product is annotated as mutS protein homolog 5-like. The transcript is spliced from 11 exons. NCBI's taxonomy places the organism in Eukaryota, Metazoa, Arthropoda, Insecta, Hymenoptera, Megachilidae. The record is from RefSeq and is a predicted model, not a curated record. Gene Ontology annotation, biological process: chiasma assembly; mismatch repair. The coding region runs from base 47 to 2812 and encodes 921 amino acids. Gene Ontology annotation, molecular function: mismatched DNA binding; ATP binding; ATP-dependent DNA damage sensor activity. Gene Ontology annotation, cellular component: nucleus.
GCAUGCGCGUAGUCUCCCGCGUUUGGCGUCGCAUUAUUCCAGCAAAAUGGCGGAUACGAACAUUGUCGUUGCCGGUGUUAUCGCUUCUACUUCAUCGACCGAUGGAUCUUCUAGGAUUCGUCGAGCCAUACCAUCGAUUCCAGCAAUACGCAGCGAAUUCGAGUCAUUGUUGUCCAACAGCAGCGACGACGAAGACAGUUCGUUGCAGGGAAUUGAUAUUCCGAUUCAAUUACAAUCGAAAGGCAUCAACGAUAAUGUUAACAAACCCAGAUUAAUAGAGACGGGUAUUUACGAAGACGAAGACGAGGUUUGUAGAGAAAUUGAAUUUUCACUAGAUCGCACGGUAUGUUGGUGCUCGUUCGUUUCGCAGAUCAUUUUAUCGAUAAUUUGGAACAAGAAUCGGUUGGGUGCCGCGUAUUACAAUGUUCUCACGUCCGAAUUGUUCGUGAUGGAGGAUACGACGGACGACGUCGAGUGUUUCGACGCGAUGAAAGCUUUGUACAGGCAGUGUAUGCCACGUUACGUACUCACGUACGCCGGUGUGGCUGGUGCGUUCAUCGUCGCUCUGAAAGAGAUGAUAACAGGGGAUACACCGAACCAAGCUUCGUUGAGUUCCUACGACUCGAGGCGCACCGCGGAAUUGAAGGUAAUGUGCAGGAAAGAGCACAAUUACGAGCGAUGCUCACAGAGAGUGCGUUGUUUGCGGCUGGAAUCCGAACCUAAGGAGGCGAGUAUCGCGGACAGGCUGACUUUCUUGAACACUAUACUCAAUUUUAAAUGUUGCACCAUGAUUCACGCGCUGGGUUCGCUGUUGUUGUUCAUCGACAAACACUGGAACGAUAUCGCCUUAGUUCCAUCCGGAAGACCGUCCUUCGUCUCGCUUAAUUUCAUUACCCUUCAAGACCUGGUCGCGAUAGACGAAGACACCUACGAAGCGUUGAACAUCGUGCGAGCCAAGGAUCAUCCAAGUCUGUUCAAGUUUGGAAAAACGGACUCGAAAACGAGAGGCGCGAGCCUGUUCACCCUGCUCAGUCGUUAUUGUCUCUCUCAACCAGGAGUGCAGUUUCUGUGGAAAGCGCUGCAUCAUCCGACGCGGAACUUGGACGUGUUGGAGGAGAGAUUGAACGCGAUCGAAUUCUUCUUGGACCUUAACAACCAAAACUUCAUGGAGAACCUGUCGAGUUGCUUGAGGCACGUGUACCGUUUGACCAACGCUAUACUCGCCUGUUGUUCCGGGCCUCAAGCGAAAGCCUCCAAUUGGUAUAAAUUGCACAAGACCGUAUCACACGUAAUUUGCAUCGGCGACAUAUGCGAGGAUCACGCCGAAAAGAUUCCAACGUUCAAGCGAAUCGCUGAGAGCGUCACUACCGAGAUGCAAUACGUCAAGUACUUUAUCGAGUACAUAGUGGAUUUCGGCGAGAGCAGGCGAGAAGGGAAACUCGUGGUGAAACCGAACGUCGAUCCUUUGCUGGACGAACUGAAUCACGUACGACGCACUUUGCCCGAGGUGCUCACCCGGAUGGCAGAGAAAGACAUGCGGGAACAUCUUCCUCCUUCGGUCGAAGGCUGCAACAUGCUAUACUUGCCAAAUAUCGGUUACGUGCUGGCGAUAAACAAGUGGAAUCCGACUCCACCGGACGACGACGUUCUCUUCACCGAUUUGGAAUUCAAAUUCACCAUCAACGACGUGCGGUAUUACAAAAGCUCUUCGGCCAAAGAGCUGGACGAAACGGUGGGCGAUAUCUUUCUGAAGAUCGCCAUGCGACAAAAUCAUAUCAUACAAAAGUUGGUGCGAUAUGUAAAGAAACAUACCGGGUCGAUCUUGCGCUCGAUUCAAUUGUGCGCCGAACUGGACACGUUGAUCGCGUUCCACAAAGUGGCGCGCGAUUACAAUUACGUGAGACCGAUUUUAAUCGACUCAAAGAUAUUGGAGGUAGUAGAGGGACGACACCCGUUGUUGGAGUGCGAUUGCACCUUCGCGCCGAAUGAUAUCCAUUCGGGAAACGGGAAGAGUUUGAUCAAAGUCAUAACAGGGCCGAAUUCGUGCGGCAAGAGCGUGUAUCUGAAACAGGUAGGGCUCUUGUUAUUCAUGGCGCACAUAGGCUCUUACGUGCCAGCCAAAUCGGCCACCAUCGGCACGAUCGAUCGUAUCUCGACUCAGCUGUCUUACACGGAGAGCAUCGGCUUGAACGCUAGCUCGUUCCUGCAAAAUCUUCGACAGAUCAACGUUGCUCUUCGCGCAUCUACAAGCAAGUCCCUCGUGAUAACGGACGAAUUGGACAGGAAUACGUCGGAAAUUAGUGGAUCGUCGCUGGUCGCGGCCGUGCUGAACGAGUUUGCGGAAAAAGGCGCCGAUUGUCCCCACGUGUUUGCCACGACGCACGCACACGGCGUACUCGCGUUGCUUCCCCGAACAUCAUUGAUCCAGGUUCAGACCUUUGAAUACACAUUGAACGAGGACGACAGUUUGGCCUUUCUUUAUCGGUUAACCAACGGAAGUAGCCAGCGCAGCUUCGCGCAUUCUGCCGCGAGAGUCGCGGAAUUGGACGAAAAGGUCGUAAAGCGAAGCCUCGAGGUAUGUAAUUCCAUUGUUUCCCGCUCUACUUAUUUUUCAAGUCGUGCGAUUGAAUUCGUUGCAGGUGUACGAGAAGAUCAAGCAGGACACGUUACCAUCCCCGGUCGAUCAACGCUUCGAAACGGUAAAGCGUAUCGUGGAACUGUUCGAAUCGAGCACAGACUUAGAUUUAGACGAGGUGAAAUCGUUGGUACGGCAAGCCGUACAUCCGAAAUAAUGUCAAGUACCUACUUUUAACUACGUUUAAAGAAUACAAUUCUACGCGUUUCCUUCUUUGCCGCAUAAUUUACAAAUAAAAAAAAAAUAAAAAAAACAAUCGGUAGGGGUCAGAUUGAUUCGUUAAACGUCCGAUAGAUGGGAGGAGGAUGCAGGAUUUAGAAAGGAAGAACGCGACGUUUGACAGAUGUCGCGUCGAUCGCGGUCGACCGAAAGUUGGCGCUCGCAGUCUUUCCGUUGUCAAUAACGGACACUGGCAGUAUCCCGGCACAAAAUCCCGGAAACGUCUUGUUCGUAAAAAUUCGACGAAUCUCCGGAUGUAAGUUCGAGUCGUGGCAUAAUCGUUUCGGCGUGCGUAUAAAUUGGCGAAAAAAGAGCGUGUUGUCGCGGGUGAUACGCGACGUAUCGUUUUAUGUUGAAUUCGCGAAACGGGCGUGCCUUGGACGAUCGGUGACGUCCCUGACGCGAAAAUAUACAACGACCAGAGGCGGCGAAUAACGAGAACGAGACUGCGACUGCGACAGCGACUGCGACGACGACGAUCACGACGACGACGUCGACGACGAUAACGAGCUGGAGGAGGAGGAGGAACGUCAGCGGUAGUACAGGAACGAGAAGGCGUACAAAGAAAAUAGAGCAACGGCAAACCGGUGACGGGAAGGGAAAAGUACCACGGCGGGGAAGACGAACGCACCGCCGCGUGAUUUUGAACGCGAACCCCAGCUCGUAACUGUCAACGGUCGGAUUCCGAAGUCUCGCGAACUAGGACCGUACCGUGAGUAAGGCUUCUCCGAGUGAAUCGUUACGUUUCUCGUUCGCGUUAACCACGAAUAUCGUCGACGCUCGAUCCGGUGAAGAACCGGCUGUUUCACGGUCCUGGCUACGGCGCGAGAAUACGACUAAAUGACCAUGGA